This is a messenger RNA of Odocoileus virginianus texanus, 3548 nucleotides long. It is a transcript of the gene SPTLC3, whose product is annotated as serine palmitoyltransferase long chain base subunit 3. Gene Ontology annotation, cellular component: serine palmitoyltransferase complex. Lineage: Eukaryota; Metazoa; Chordata; Mammalia; Artiodactyla; Cervidae. Gene Ontology annotation, biological process: sphingosine biosynthetic process; ceramide biosynthetic process. The record is from RefSeq and is a predicted model, not a curated record. Gene Ontology annotation, molecular function: serine C-palmitoyltransferase activity; pyridoxal phosphate binding.
GGCUAGAAUACUGGGGUGGGUUGCCAUGCCUUGCUCCAGGGGAUCUUCCUGACCCAGAGACUGGACACACAUGUUUCUGGAUCAGUUAGUACUUCUUGAUGUCACUGGUUUUAACACAAGAUAGGUUCUGAACAGUUUUCAUUUGCCAUUUUGGUAUUAUGGUAAAGUAUAUAUGGUAUCAAACUUAACAUUUUAACCACUUUUAAGUGUAUAGUUCAGUGGCAUCGGGUACAUUCACAUGGCAAUCAUCACUACCAUUCAUGCCCCAACUUUUUCCAUCUUCUCCGACAUUAAACAGUAACUUCCCAUCUCUCCUCCCUCUACCCCUGCCAACCACUUCUGAACAUUCUUUUACAGCAAAAAGGAGUGUUGACUUUGACCUUGGUUUACAACCAGAAAUGUAAUUAGAUGCAGGAGCAGGGUGAGGAGGGGGUAAAUGUCAAUUCAGCACUGACCGUCUUUGGUAGGAGACACCUGGGGAGUGUGCCGUGGUAUGUGUGUGUGUGUCUUUAAAAGAUUCUCCACCUCCCGGCCAGCCUCCUCACCGUUUGCCACUGGGUUUUGCAGCCUGCCGGCUGCCUCAGUCCAGGCUAGGAGCUGGCAAUCUCCUUUGUAGUUUCAGGAGCAGUUUUGUUGCCAUGGAGGCCACAUUCUGAUUUGCGCAAUGUUAAGGUAAUCCUUUGCUUUUAGUUUCAAAGAUCUGCCCCAAAGAUAGGCUGUUGCUCUUCUUCUGGAAAAGCCUGAUUGGUAGGUUUCCUCCAAGCGCUCAGUCUGAAGUGCUUUAUCCUAUCCUCUCACCAACUUCAAAACUCAAGCUCUCCCAGGGCCUCUGGAAGGGAGUCUGGGGCUUCCAUCGAUUUCCACAAAUGGCUGAUCCUGGAGGUGGUGCUGUUUGCAAUGGGACGCUUCACAAUCAGCGUGCCGCCGACUGUCACGGGGGAAACUGCUGGAAGAACGGGGUGGUGAAAGAAGCUCAGCAAAAUGGAAAUUCAAAUUUUUGCAAGCCAUUUGUGGAAUCCUUUGAGGAAGCACCUCUUCAUGUCAUGGUUUUCACUUACUUGGGAUAUGGAAUUGGAACGCUGUUUGGCUAUCUCAGGGACUUUCUGAGGAACUCGGGAAUAGAAAAAUGCAAUGCAGCCGUGGAGAGAGAAGAACAAAAGGAUUUUGUGCCACUGUAUCAAAACUUUGAGAAUUUUUAUACGCGGAACCUUUACAUGAGAAUCAGAGACAACUGGAAUCGGCCCAUCUGCAGUGCCCCGGGAGCUGUGUUCGAUGUGAUGGAAAGGGUGACAGAUGACUACAACUGGACAUUUAGGUUUACUGGAAGAGUCAUCAAAGAUGUCAUCAAUAUGGGCUCCUAUAACUUCCUUGGCCUGGCAGCCAAGUACGAUGAAUCCAUGAGCACAGUAAAGGAGGUGUUAGAGACAUAUGGCCUCAGCGUGGGCAGCACAAGACAGGAAAUGGGAACCUUGGAUAAGCAUAAAGAACUGGAGGAUCUUGUGGCUAAGUUCCUGAAUGUGGAAGAUGCUAUGGUAUUUGGGAUGGGAUUUGCGACAAACUCAAUGAAUAUCCCUGCACUCGUUGGAAAGGGAUGCCUCAUUUUAAGCGAUGAGUUAAACCAUGCAUCUCUAGUGCUUGGGGCCCGACUCUCAGGCGCGACCAUAAGGAUCUUCAAACACAACAACAUGCAAAGCCUAGAGAAGCUCCUGAGAGAUGCUGUCAUCUACGGCCAGCCUCGAACCCGCAGAGCUUGGAGAAAGAUUCUCAUCCUAGUGGAGGGCAUCUACAGCAUGGAAGGUUCCAUCGUGUGUCUGCCCGACAUCGUGGCCCUGAAGAAGAAAUACAAGGCUUACCUCUACAUAGAUGAAGCUCACAGUAUUGGGUCCGUGGGCCCAACUGGCCGGGGUGUGGUGGAGUUCUUUGGAAUGGACCCCAGAGAUAUUGACGUAUUUAUGGGCACAUUCACCAAAAGCUUUGGAGCCGCGGGAGGUUACAUAGCUGGAAGGAAGGACCUUGUGGAUUAUUUACGGACUUACUCCCAUAGCGCUGCUUAUGCCACGUCCAUGAGCCCCCCGGUAGCAGAGCAAAUCAUCAGAGUAAUGAAACUCAUCAUGGGACUAGAUGGGACCACAAAAGGACUGCAGAAAAUACAGCAACUGGCAAAAAAUACAAGAUACUUCAGACAGAGACUAAGCAAAAUGGGAUUCAUUGUCUAUGGCAAUGAAGAGUCUCCCGUGGUCCCGCUGCUCCUUUACAUGCCUGCGAAAGUAGCGGCUUUUGCAAGGCAUCUAUUAAAGAGAAAAAUCGGUGUGGUGGUCGUUGGAUUUCCAGCUACACCCCUUGCAGAAGCGCGGGCUCGGUUUUGUGUUUCAGCAGCACACACCCGGGAGAUGCUGGACACGGUUUUGGAAGCCCUGGAUGAGAUGGGUGACCUCCUGGAUGUGAAAUAUUCCCGGAACAGGAAGUCAGCACGCCCGGAACUCUAUGAUGAGAUGAGCUUUGAACUUGAGGAUUGAGUUUCCUGGACCUAAAUGGACCCUAAAGGCUUGGCCAGAAAGACCUCCUUCCUUGCCUCAAAAGGAAUAUAAAUGGAUUUCUCUUCCUUUCUAAGGACAGUUUUGGUUUCCAAAACAAUUUCAUUGAACCAAGGGAGACACAAUCGUUGUGUUUUUAAUGUCUCUACAGAGACAUUAACGUUCUCCUCCCCCAAGCAUCCUGCCACAAACACACACACACCACACACACAUUUCUUAGAAUAUUUGUAAUGGCAAAGAGCCUGCGUUUUAGCUGCUACUGUGCAGCCUCUUCGGUCCAGACCCUUUUAGGAAUUCCAGCCAAAUGAGAGAGUUUUGAUUUUUUACUUCAGUAGAUCUCACCAUGUGUUCGCUAAUUUUAUCUGCAGAUGGGGGCAAGGGCGGUGGGCAGUAGCUGGACUCUUUGUUACCCAUGAAAGAACCAGCUAGAACUCAUCCAUAUCAUGGGAAGUUCCAGGCAGGAGGGUAAAGAAAUGUUGUCUCUACCAUUUGCCACAUUUGGACUUUUUCCAAGGACAAGUGUCAGAAGCCAUAUUGAGUGUUUGAAGGGAGAGCGCAGACCUGGCCAGCAAGACCAAAGACGUCUUUACAGGAAACUUUCCUUCUCCUCUUCCUGGUUUCCUGCAGUUUUAUAGCCGAGCUUUUGAGGUUUGGAAAAUGCAAGACUUUUGUUUCAUGGGGAAGAGGGAAGAAAGCAACCAGCCAACUGUAGGCCUGGACUAAAAUGAUGAAGGUGUGAGCGUCCUUGGUGCGCUGCGGAUUGAACCUUUCGCAUCGGUUUUACUACAUUGAGCAACGAGCUGUCAUUUUCCUGCUGGACGUGGAGGACGUGGGGAAAUGCAAGUUCCUCUAGAGUGGACUCCCAAGACAACACUUGAAGAACGGGUGGUUUCAAAAGUGACAUUUAAAAGUAAAUGCUACUCCGCUUUUCAGUUCCGACCCCUCCAUUCAGACCCAUUAAACAGUACUGUCCUCUGGCACAAGCACUCCACUUGGCUGCUAAGUGGGCCUUUA